CGCUCUCCGGGCCAGCCACCUCUCUGCCUCUGUCCCGCCAUGUCGUGCCGCUCCUCCCAGCAGGGCUCCAGGUGUGGCAGCCGGAGCUUCAGCUCGUGCUCAGCUGUCCUUCCCCGGAUGGUCACCCACUACGCAGUGAGCCAGGGGCCGUGCCGGCCCGGGGGUGGGGGGGGCCUCCGUGCCCUGGGCUGCCUGGGCUCCCGGAGUCUGUGCAACGUGGGCUUCGGGAGGCCCCGGGUCGCCUCCAGGUGUGGCCUGCCUGGCUUCGGCUACCGCACAGGGGCCGCCUGUGGGCCCUCAGCCUGCAUCGCCCCCGUCACCAUCAACGAGAGCCUGCUGGUCCCGCUCGAGCUGGAGAUCGACCCGGCCGUGCAGAGGGUGAAGAGGGAUGAGAAGGAGCAGAUCAAGUGCCUGAAUAGCCGCUUUGCAUCCUUCAUCAACAAGGUGCGAUUCCUGGAGCAGAAGAACAAGCUGCUGGAGACCAAGUGGAACUUCAUGCAGCAACAGAGGUGCUGCCAGAGCAACAUAGAGCCCAUCUUCGAGAACUACAUCAGCGCCCUGCGGAGGCAGCUGGACUUUGUGGCGGGGGACCGGGCCAGGCUAGAGUCAGAGCUCGGCAGCCUGCAGGACGCGCUGGAAAGCUACAAGAAAAAGUACGAAGAGGAGCUCUCCUUGCGGCCUUGUGCUGAGAACGAGUUUGUCGCCUUGAAGAAGGACGUGGACACAGCCUUCCUGAUAAAGGCUGAUCUGGAGACCAACGUGGAGGCUCUGCUCCAGGAGAUCGACUUCCUGAAAGGCCUGUAUGAGGAGGAGAUCUACCUGCUGCAGUCUCAGAUCUCAGAGACCUCCGUCACCGUGAAGAUGGACAACAGCCGGGAGCUGGAUGUGGACGGCAUCGUGGCCGAGAUCAAGGCCCAGUAUGACGACAUCGCCAGCCGCAGCAAAGCCGAAGCCGAGGCCUGGUACCAGAGCCGGUAUGAGGAGCUGCGGCUGACAGCGGGGACCCACUGUGACAAUCUCCGCAACCGUAAGAACGAGAUCCUGGAAAUGAACAAGCUGAUCCAGCGGCUUCAGCAAGAAACUGAGACCGUGAAAGCCCAGCGCUGCAAGCUGGAGGCCGCGGUGACCCAGGCAGAGCAGCAGGGCGAGGCGGCCCUCAGUGACGCCAAGUGCAAGCUGGCAGGGCUGGAGGAGGCCUUGCAGAAGGCCAAGCAGGACAUGGCCUGCCUGCUCAAGGAGUACCAGGAGGUGAUGAACUCCAAGCUGGGCCUGGACAUCGAGAUCGCCACCUACAGGCGGCUGCUGGAGGGCGAGGAACACAGGCUGUGUGAAGGCAUUGGGCCGGUGAAUAUCUCCGUGAGCAGCUCCAAAGGCGCGGUCCUCUACGAGCCGUGUGUGGUCAACACACCCGUGCUGAGGACCGAAUACUGCCCGGGGGGCACCAGGGUCCUCAAGAGCAGCGGGGGCUGCAGCGUCGUGGGCACCGGUGAACUCUACAUCCCCUGCGAGUCCCAGGGGCUACUGGGCUGUGUGAGCGGGAGGAGUUCAGGCAUGAAGCUGGGGGCUGGGUGCGGCUCCUCCCGCCACAAGUGUUAGCAUUGCCCCAGAAGCUGCAAGCCCAGCGACAGGGCGCUAGCCCCCAGCCUGGAUGUUGUCCACCGAUCAGCUGAAGACAAGGAUAUUCCUAAACCCCUUCCGGUAUUGACCACACGUUUCCCUCCUGUUUUCACACUGGGAGCCGCCCCUCGGGUAUCUUUAAGAGUCACCUUUCACUUGGCUAUGUGCAGACCCUGAGCUAGGCCUUGGGGGUGGACACAUUAAAGUUCUGCUUUGUGGACUAUCCCCUGGAAGACUCCCUACAAAGCCAGUCUCCCACCCCCUACCCCUGGAGGUUCCCCACCUCCCUUACCUCUGGCUCUCACGCACUUAAGAAAAGAGAACUUCUUUUAACCCCCAGCUAACACAUGCACUAUCGCAAUUAUCAAAAAGAGGCACCCCCAAAUCUCCCAUUCUGAAUUCCAAAGCCAAGUGCCACCAUUUCAGGAUCACUCCAGACCUGUCAACGGUUCUCUCUGGUACACAGAAUCAAGAGGGGGUUCUUUAGGGCAGUAGAUUUACCUGCCCGUGUGUGCUAAACUCACACUAUGAAAAUACAUUUUUUUCCUGAACCGCAUCGGCAGCUGAUGGGCGAGGAAAUGUCUAGAACAAGGGCAAGGGAACAAGGAAUACUUACUAGACGGAGAGAGUCAAGACCUCUUGGCUUGACAAGAGUCAAGGACGAGCCCUUCCCCCACCUUCUGUAUAUAGCCCUCCCCUCCCCACCCCAUCUACCUCCAGUCCUGCUCCUUCUCCCCUUAGGUCCUCUUGCUUUGGGUCUGUUAUAAAUGUGUUUUCCUGGCUACGGUGAUGUGGGGCUGCCCAGAAACUUGGAGGCUUUGGCUCAGGGGCCAUCACAAGGGGUUGUGCUGAUCCCCUCUCCCCAGAGGUCCCUAGUGCUGCAUCGGGCAGUAGCGUCACCCAUCUAGGGAGCCACCACCUCUGCCAUGAGCCUCUGGGUUUGUCUGUUCCCAAUAAAUGGACUGUUCACAGG
Herpailurus yagouaroundi (jaguarundi) is the source of this 2590-nucleotide messenger RNA. RefSeq names its product keratin 82 (gene KRT82). The record is from RefSeq and is a predicted model, not a curated record. The transcript is spliced from 9 exons. The coding region runs from base 40 to 1596 and encodes 518 amino acids. Gene Ontology annotation, molecular function: structural constituent of skin epidermis. NCBI's taxonomy places the organism in Eukaryota, Metazoa, Chordata, Mammalia, Carnivora, Felidae. Gene Ontology annotation, cellular component: keratin filament. Gene Ontology annotation, biological process: intermediate filament organization; keratinization.